CAAUCAGUAUAUUCAGUUUAAGUUUAUUUAAUAACUAAAUAGUUUACUCUUUAGCCAUCCAGAGUCUGAAAGUAAAUUCUCACUCUAAACUUUGACUCGUUGACCAAACUCGACAUCGAUGCCAAUUCAACAGUAAAUAUUCGGAAAUCAUAUUUCAAUCAUCAUUAGUGUCAAUACAAAGGAUUGAGAAAUGGGCAAUUUCGUUAUCCGUCAUGAAAUAAUCAUUUGUCCAUUAGUAAAAUCAACAACAGAUGGAGAGGAAAAGAAUUAGUAAAAUCAAAGGACAUCUUCACCCAAAAGUGCAACUUUAAAUGAAGAUAAGAUGAAAUUAAGAUGCCUGUUCGCUCCGCAGGAUCUAGUAGGCGUUCAUGCUUAGCUCAUGAUAACUAAUCGUGAUCUUUACUUUAAGCCAAAGGGUUUCUAGGUCACUAUAGCUACCUGCAUAUUUUCAACGGUGCAAUAAUCAAAUGACUUUCCUGAUUAAUAUAAGCGCUUUCGAUUUCACAGCAUUUCUCAGUUCUAUUUUUCCUCAUCAUGAGAGUACCCUUUAUGCGUUAAAGUUUCUAAAGAUUAUUUUUGACUGCAUGAUUAUCCAUACAGUGAAACGAUGAAUGUUUCAAUUAAAAUUUUUUGCCUUUUACGGGUGCUGAUUUUGCUAUUUUCAAAGCUUCCAAUUAUCGGAACUAUCUUCAUGGUUAUUCAUUCGAUCUUUAAAGGUGAAAUGAAAGAAGCAUGAAUUGCUUAACCCUAGAAGAUAAUUUUUGAUUGCGUUUUGGACAACUCCAGCUAUUGCUUCAAGAUACCAGAUAAUCAAUAUUAUUUCGCCACAGGUAUGAAUUACGCGAUCCAAGCGGGAUAUCACCAGAAUAUAAAAAACUAUCGGAAUAUUGAAUUAAUAUUUUAUCGCACAUACAAAUGAUUAUUUCGUUUUCAUGAAAACAGGUUGACAAUAAAGCAGAAACUGGACAAUCAAUGAUAAUAAAUGAUUAUGGUUCCAUUUACUAUGUAUGUGUAUCCAUAGUUUUCACUGUUUCUUUUGUUCAAAUAAUUUUUGAAUUGAACAAAAAAGCCAUUCGUGUUUGCUUACCAAGUCUGGAUCAAAUCGAUUGAUAGAUAAAUUUGAUUGCAAUUUGGGAAAUCAUUUUCAGUCAAACCUUAGCAGUUACAGAUAAAAUGUUUCAACCCAAACCUCUAAAUAUAUUCAACCAAGUGAUCUUGGAUGGGUACAUUUUACCCUCCAAAUACAUACUUGGACCAGCGAUUAAAAUAGUACUCUUAUUGACAUCUGCUUAUGGAUCAGCUUUCCAACUAUCAUGGAUGUCUUUUUAUCUUUUCAGUAACUGCAGAUACACCUCAAAGAUUUUGCUAUUGGAAUUUUCAUUUCAUACUACAGAUGUAAUCAAUCUGUUGUUUACCUGUUUGGUGAUCGUUUUUGGCUUUAAUAUGGAUCACUUCAGAGAAUUUAUCUCUACUAUUCAACUGUUGCACAUUGAAACGGACAGCUUUGCAGUUCGAAAAAUCAAACGCAAUCGUCGAAUUAUUCAAGCCCUUUUGAGUGUGGCAUUCACCAUUUACAUGACACUGUACAUCAUAACAGCUAAAGGUUUAUCUAUUCAUACUGACAAUCCAUUUGUAUUCAUCUUACGCUGCUUUCAUGCAGGACUCUUCAGAUUCGGCUCAUUAUUCCAUCUAAACAUGAUUUGCAACAUUUGCUUCUGUCUAAAGGCUGCUUUUAAUCAGAUCAAUUCACAAAUCGCUAACUUAAAUAAACUAUCUGACCAAUCAUUUGGUCAUUUAUUCCACAAAAUCAGAGAUUUGAGACAAAAGUAUAGUUAUGCGGUGCGAUCAACUCAAAGUGCUGAACAAUUGUUUCGCUACUACAUUACAAGAUUCUAUAUGGAAUACUUUGCUUUUGUUACUAUGAACAUUGUCAUGUCAUUUGGACGAAAGACAAGGUUCGAUUCAAGUUGGUUCCUAUACAUGUUGAUUGACGCAAUCCUAUUUAUCCUUUUGACUUACAAUUUGGUUUCAGUAAACAAUUUAUCACGUAAAGGGAUGGAAGAUUUGUAUGAACUAUCAUUCAAAUUGAACACAUUUGAAUCAUGCCAUGAAAAUGACAUUUUCAUUGCUCGAAUGGCGCUCAGUGAUGUUGGCUUUACUUUCGCCAACCUCUUCACUAUAAACAACAGUUUCAUUACAUCGCUAUUUACCCUCUCAUUAACCAUUAUAAUUACCUUGGCCAGUUUCAUUUACCAAUGAAAAUUGCUACAAAUGUUAUGAAGAAUUAAAAUUUCAAUGAAU
This is a messenger RNA of Tetranychus urticae (two-spotted spider mite), 2301 nucleotides long. The record is from RefSeq and is a predicted model, not a curated record. Lineage: Eukaryota; Metazoa; Arthropoda; Arachnida; Trombidiformes; Tetranychidae.